AUGUACGUUCUUGCAAGUGAUAUAUCCCCAAUGAAUACACGCAACGCCCUGCGUUUGCGAACUGUGAGGGCGUAUGACAUCCAAGAGAGGAAGCCGUCUCCCGUACUCAAAUCCAAAGAAGUUGUCUUCCAUGAUCAGCAGGGCACUUUUUUACAUGCCCACAUACCCAAGGAAUUUGUAGAGAAAUUCCAGUCGACUUUUACAGAAGGAAAAGUGUAUGGUGUUAAGAACUUUGUGGUCAUCACUAAUUUCUACUCUUUCAAGACCAGCCCACAUAAAUUCAUGAUAAAAUUCAAUUAUCAAACUGUUGUAAAACAGUUGAACGGUACAAAUUUCCCAAUGCACAUGUACAGAUUGAUGGAUUUCAAGGCACUAAAAGCUAAUCAAUCUGUUGAUGAGAAGCAACUAUUUGAUGUAAUUGGCCGUGUGGUAGAGAUACAUGCUCCCCAAGAAAAGGUAAUCAAUGGCAAAAACGCAAGGUUGAUCGACUUUGUAAUUGAAGAUUCAGAUGGUAUUCAAUUGGGUUGUACUGUAUGGGAUGACCAUGUAAACAAAGUGGAGGUGUACUACAAUUCUGCUACUGAAGAACCACUUUUGGUUUUAAUACAGUUCUGUAGAGCUAGAACCUGCUUGAAAAGUGGUGAUAUAAAAAUCUGUUCAUCAUAUGAUGUUACACAACUCCUAUUCAAUCAACAAACCCCAGAGUUCAUGCAGUUUAGAGAAAGUUUGUGCCUUGAACAAACUCCGAUGAGGAGUAUUGUUUCACAGUCCAGUUUCAACCCUGGAAGUUCAUACACUGUAUCCCUAAAGGAGGAUUUGCAAUUAAGAACAUUGACAGAAGUGUAUGCAAAGAAGGAGUUUGGUGAGUUCUGGGUAGCUGCUCGAAUAGUUUUUAUUGACUGCGAUGGGGAGUGGUAUUAUCCAUCGUGUCGGACAAAAUCAUGCUACAAGAAGUUGGAGCCCAAAAAAGAGUUCCUAUAUUGCAAAGAAUGUGAUAGGACUUGGGGAGAUGGGAUCUUGAGGUAUAGGAUUAAGAUAAGGGUUGUAGACAUCAAAGGAAAUGCUCCCUUUGUCAUGUGGGAUAGGGAAUGCACUGAGUUGUUAGGGUUGAGUGCACUGGAUUUGAAACAGAAAAAUUCUCAGGGAAAAGAUGGUGUUCCUGCUGAGAUUCAAGCAUUGGUUGGCCUAAACCUAAUUUUCAGAAUUGCGGUGCGAAGGGAACAAUUUCUAAACCUCCUAAAUGCCUUUUCUGUGAUGAGGAUUAUCAAUGAUGUGGAAAUGUUAGAGUUACAUGCCCCACAGUUGAUGCUCGGAAGGGAUAAAGAUCUUAACUCUAAGAUGGAAUUUGAGCUUACAGAAGAUGACCUUUGGGAGGAUGAGGAUGAACUGAAUGUCAAUGAAGCCGAGAGUCCUCUACAGGCUAUUCCCAUUAAUCUCACUGGUGAUGCGUAUGAAGCAGGAGCAGUUAAAAGGUCUUUGAUGGAUGAAUUUUCAAGUACCCAAAGCUCAAAAAAAUCAAAGGAAGUUGUUGUGAAAUUAGAAAAAUUGAAGGAAUCUUGAAACUGUUUGAACAAUGUAAACAGUGUUUUUGGCCUAAGUGGUAGGCCCUAUCUGGACAAUGUUUCUAAGUAUGGUCUUGGAUGUGAGACUUUGGACACACUAACUAUUGAUGUAUUUAUUUUCUCCUUGAGAUGCUCUUUUUGCCAGGAGAACUUUCUUUGCAUUUUAUAUAUUUUGCAGGACUUCACUACUA
Ipomoea nil (Japanese morning glory) is the source of this 1753-nucleotide messenger RNA. Its product is annotated as replication protein A 70 kDa DNA-binding subunit D-like. NCBI's taxonomy places the organism in Eukaryota, Viridiplantae, Streptophyta, Magnoliopsida, Solanales, Convolvulaceae. Bases 1 to 1560 code for a protein of 519 amino acids. The record is from RefSeq and is a predicted model, not a curated record. The transcript has 9 exons.